GAUCAAUGGGUUCCUAAAUAUGAAAUUUUGUUUCAAAACAUGCUCUUAAGUCUGUACACUUUUUUCCCACAUUGUCUUUUCAUAUAGAGCCAUCCGCUUACUGUUUGAUGAAGACGAUGGCUUGGAAACUCCUCACGAAUCUACCAAACUUCUUCGUGAGCUGCUGCUAAAGCACUUCAAUAUACAAAACAAAGUUGACAUCUUGGAGCAUCUCUACAGCAAAUUUCAAAAGUCGAACAUUGCAUCAUUUACGAAAACUAUGGCGCAGCAUAGCGACGACCCAAUGAUACAUAAACUAUUUUUUGACGCAGGUGAAAUCCUCGGCAAGCAAUUUGUGGUUGCAGCUGGUCAUUUGCCAAGUGACCAACGUGCCGAAGUCAAUCUUGUUUUAGUCGGGUCGGUUUUCAAGUCAUGGAAUGUGAUAAAAGAAGGUUAG
Messenger RNA from Strongylus vulgaris, 436 nucleotides. NCBI's taxonomy places the organism in Eukaryota, Metazoa, Nematoda, Chromadorea, Rhabditida, Strongylidae. The record is from the annotation of a GenBank genome assembly.